This is a messenger RNA of Anopheles marshallii, 1770 nucleotides long. RefSeq lists its product as uncharacterized. The record is from RefSeq and is a predicted model, not a curated record. Gene Ontology annotation, molecular function: serine-type endopeptidase activity. The transcript has 8 exons. Lineage: Eukaryota; Metazoa; Arthropoda; Insecta; Diptera; Culicidae. The coding region runs from base 1 to 1770 and encodes 589 amino acids. Gene Ontology annotation, biological process: proteolysis.
AUGCAAAUUUUAGCGACGAUAAUGCGAUUAGUUGUGAUUUUAAGCGUUUUAGUACAAAUUUAUGCGAACACCGGCAGCGCACCCUGGACGCGCCGUGGGUUGCUCGUGACCGGACCGGGUCCUGCCGGCCGGGCCCUCGGUCCCCGGCCGGUCGGGGAGGAACGGACGAGUGGACAGACGGAACGCCCGGAACGGAACGUUUAUCGGACGAAGCUGUCCAAGCUGCGGUUGAUACUGUUGGCGGAUAUGUUGAAUGAAAUUCCACCGCCGCAGCUGGAAUUAAUUACUUGCCUGGCGAACUCGUCGACGCUGAACGUGACCACGAAGCACUGUGACUGUGAGACUUACUCGUGUAAGGAUCUGCUCGCUAGUUCCAGUCCAUCCCCGUUCAACUCCAUCCAGCCGAAGAGAAAAAUCCACACCUCCUGUCGGGAGCAUUGCUGCCGGAAGAAGAAGUUUAACCGCUCGAUCGACCCAGCAGCGCUGGAGAAUGUGGUAGCGUCGUCGCUUAGUUCUGCUUCCCGCCGUUACAAUACCGUGCCGGGCUCGUCACUGGUUCAUCGGUCAUCGAUGGGAUCGCUGUCAUUAUCUACCAGCACCAUUAGCAAAGGGAUGCAACCGUCGGAAACAUCAUCGUUUCGGCUGCGAACGACUGGUUUACCUUCACCCGCCAGCGUUCGUGACCAUCGUGACCGACCGGCGCGGGUCUGCAACAGCGAGGGGAUCGAUCAAAUUUCAAUUGCCAACAAUCGGGUACGGGCACCGUGGCUGUACCGGGUCGGUUUAAUUGAAACGAAGCAUCCCGUCUGCGUUGGCGCUUUAAUCCAUCCGAGUUUAAUAUUAACAACUGCAGUAUGCGUUAUAAACAAGAAGCCGGAAGAACUGGUCGUCUGGAGUGGCGUGACAGCGGUGGACGGUGGUGGUGCGGUAUCGGCGACCGGCGACGAGCGGUGGGCAGUGGGCAGGAUAAUGCUGCCGGAGAAAUUCGCCACCACUUUCGAGCGGCUCGAGAACAAUGUUGCUUUGUUGCUACUGGUGCCCACACCAUCCCACGCAACCCAGCCCACGGAAGCUCCGGAACCGAUCAGACCUCAACGCUCGACGACAGGUGGGCUUCGUGCUUGGACGGUUAGUGUGCGGAACGGUGGCACACCAAAUCUUGCCCGGACGCAACUUUUCCCAGCACAGCAGAAACGGACACCGGCGUCUAUUUGCUUAUCAUCAAUUAUAGAGCGCACGGCUGCUGCCUACUCCGUGCCGGAACCACCAGAAAGCUCCUGCUACACCGUGUCUUUACGGCAGCCGAAUACACACGCCAGUACAGCAGCACCGCAACCGGCAACCGGCAGCAGUGGCGCGAACGGCUUCAAGCUCCGCAACGAUGGCACUAAUUACGUUACGACAAAUAUUAGCAUUUUUCCGGCCACCGAGUGUCGACCGGAGCAUCGGGAGUAUCUGCAACACGAUGGCAAUCUGUGCGCUGGCUACGGUGCGGCCAAAAACCGUAGCAUAGAUGUGGAUUUUAGCGGAUCGCCACUGAUUUGUGAAAAGCGGCAGAACGAUGGCAAAAUCCAUCGCACCGUACAAGGCCUCCUGACCUGGUCCACCGACAUCAAUCAUGCGCCGCAUCUGUUCACCAAUCUGACCACCUACCGGGAGUGGAUUGAUCGGGAAAUUGAAAAGCUGGACGGUGAAACCCAACGGUUCCAGAGCGAAGCACGCCCAAUUACCGUACCGGGGUACCCAGUCCGGAGCGUUGUUUAUGGAUGA